CUCAGUAAUUGCCUCAGUUAGUAAGCGCGCUGUGUCUGUGUGAGACAGUGCGAUACAUGUGGAUUUGUUUACUUUUGAUUGUUUUGAUUGUUUUAUUUAUCUACAUAUAACGGAAGGUUGACAGUUUAUAAAUAAUGAUACUUGUGUAUCUUCGCGAACGGAUAAUUCGAUUUCCUCGAACAUUGGAGGACGGUUAUAUUACACAAAGUAAUUGACAUCAAAAUGUCACGACGCUUGUAAAUAUGGUGGCAAGUAAACGUGCUUCGAACAAAGUGUCAAUUCUUUCUGAUUGUCGAUUAUCUUAAAUCCAAAAAUGGACAAGUUGACUAUCAUCUCGGGAAUACUGUUCCUACUGGCAGAUAUCUCUGCCAUAAUAAGCAUUGCCAUGCCAGAUUGGAUCAUCACCGAUGUCGGCGGUGAUACAAGACUGGGUCUCAUGUGGUCAUGUAUGACCUUGUAUAACAGACCACAAGUUUGUUACAAGUCAGAUCUGCAAUCAGAAUGGUUGAUGGCACUGGUCUGCAUAUUUGUAGGUUGCAUUUUGAUAACAGCAACCAUAAUAUUACUGGUCAUUUCACAUUGGGAUCGUAGUGUCAUUCCUUAUGCACGUUGGGUAGGAUUUGGUGCAAUGGUACUAUUCUGUCAUGCAGCAGUUAUAUUUCCCAUGGGGUUCCACAUUGACGAAAUUGGUGGGCAACCAUAUCAAUUGCCUAAUUCACAUCAAGUUGGAAUCGCAUAUAUUUUAUUUGUCCUAGCACUAUGGAUCACAGUAAUCUCUGAACUUUUUGCUGGCAAAGUUUGUUUGCCACAUUUUUAGCAUUGUUCCGUAGGACAAGUAUUUAUUAAUUAUAUUCUUUUGACAUUUACACUUAUACUAUUUGUAUAUACUACUUAUACUUAUAAUAUUAUAUACAUUAAUGAUAUAUAAUAUUUAUCUUGUAAAAGGAAUAAUGUUAUAUAUAUACAAUGUUAUACUUUAAAUGGGUCGUGCAUAAAAUUUUGCUAUAUCUUAUACUAUAUGCUAAGUAGAUUAAAAUAUAGGAAAGAUCAAUUGCAUUGAUAUUAGAAAGAAGAUUCCUUCCAUCAUUGAAUAAAUCUUCCAUAUUAAUAUAAUUAUAUGGCUAAAAUCUAUUAAAUAUUAUCACUGUGCAUCAUAUUUAUAUCUAUCUGAACUUAAAGGUAAAUGCAUGAAAAUUUCAUAAAUGAUGUAUAUAUGUUUGAAUUCUAUGUAUUUUAGAAUUUUUUCUAAUGGUGAGUAAUACAACAAAGAGAUUUUAGAUAAAAGGAAAUUUAAAGGAAACCUAAAGUGAAAAUAUAAUUGAAAGUAUGUA
Cataglyphis hispanica is the source of this 1331-nucleotide messenger RNA. RefSeq lists its product as uncharacterized. The record is from RefSeq and is a predicted model, not a curated record. The transcript has 3 exons. Gene Ontology annotation, cellular component: Golgi apparatus; ciliary membrane. Gene Ontology annotation, biological process: negative regulation of smoothened signaling pathway. NCBI's taxonomy places the organism in Eukaryota, Metazoa, Arthropoda, Insecta, Hymenoptera, Formicidae. The coding region runs from base 314 to 817 and encodes 167 amino acids.